Molecule: messenger RNA, 1080 nt
Organism: Rosa chinensis
Lineage: Eukaryota; Viridiplantae; Streptophyta; Magnoliopsida; Rosales; Rosaceae
Exons: 3
Coding region: 175-1080 (301 amino acids)
Source: RefSeq, a predicted model, not a curated record
UGUGUUUUGGAGAGUUUGAGUCAUUUCCAAACACUGUGUCAGAUAGCACUCAUAUCACGAACCAGUGAAGCACACACGAAACCAUUCAUCUUGUUAUCAUCUUCCUCGCACAGCAGCUUCCAAGAUUAAAUCUGCUUAUCAUCUUCCCAUCUUCCUCCCGUAGCAGCUUCCAAGAUGGAUUUGCAAGCAAACUCAAGAUCCUCAACUGCUAGAAGUGGAAGAAAUAAAGAGAAGCAACCAUCACACACCUGGACCCCUAUUGAAGAUGUAGCUCUAGUUGAGGCUUUGACUGAACUUUGUGUUUCUGGGGUAUGGAAGGUUGACAAUGGAUUCAAGGCAGGAUAUUUGGGACAACUAGAAAAAAUUAUAGAGCAAAAGCUACCAAAUUGUGGAUUAAAGGCGAAUCCCCACAUUGAGUCUCGUGUUAAGACACUAAAGAAACAAACACUUGCAAUCUCUGACAUGAUUGCUAACUCCAGUGGCUUCUCAUGGGACCAUGAAAAUAAAAUGGUUGUUUGUGAAAAACAAGUUUAUGACGAUUGGGUUAAGGUUCACAAGGAAGCCAAAGGACUAAGACUUAAACCAUUCAUUCAUUAUGAUAGUUUGGUGGAAGCUUUUGGGAGAGAUAGAGCCAAUGGGUUAGGAGCUGAAGGACCUGCAGAAGCUGAUGAAAAUGUGAAUAAUGAUAAUGAAUUUGUUGAUCUUGAAGGACCUGCAGAAGCUGAAAAUAUUGUUCCUACACCUGCUACUCGUACAACUUCCUCUGCUUCUAAUUCAACUCGGACUAGAAAGCGAGCAAGGGACGCUUAUGCUCAAUGCUUGGGAGACAUGGCUAGCACACUUCUCUCCUUUGUGGAUGUGACCAAGACACACUUGGAGACUAUGAAAGAAGUACUUUUGAAUGACCAUGCAGCAUCUACAAAAAGAGGUAAACUUGUCGAAGAGCUUAUGAAAAUUGAAGGUUUGAAUGAUUAUGAUGUGCUUGAGGCUGCUGCUAUAAUUAUUGGCGAUGACUCCAAAAUUGAGCUCUUGUUUAGCUUACCUGACAAUUUGAAGAGGUACAAGCUUCUGAACCAGUAG